Molecule: messenger RNA, 2131 nt
Organism: Hyalella azteca
Lineage: Eukaryota; Metazoa; Arthropoda; Malacostraca; Amphipoda; Hyalellidae
Exons: 6
Coding region: 36-863 (275 amino acids)
Source: RefSeq, a predicted model, not a curated record
CAUUUCAGGUUAACUGUUUAAUUUAUGUUUCUUUUAUGACUAUUAUUUCAGAAUUUGAGAAUUUAAUAUAUACUCUAGAGACUAACAUGUCUGAUAUAGAAGAAGAUCCUGCAUCUAUUGAAGAGUAUAAUAACUUUCUGACUUCUUUGCAUCGGGUGCGCAUGAAAAAGUUGGGACCUGAGAGAAUGAUAGCUAAUCACACAGCGGCUGUAAACCAUGCUGCCCCCAGAGUUUAUCUGGAAAAAGAAAUAAAAGCUGCCUGCAGUUCAGUCCACACACAUUCCAAGAAGAACAAUACUGAACAAUAUGAGAAAGGCAUCACUGACCUGCAGAUGUGUAUUAACAAUGCAACUGCUGUUCAGACUGCUAUCAACAACCUCUACAUCAAGGCACAGCUCCAAGAAGAUGUUGAGAAACAUCUUGGUGAUUCCAGUGCAAUUCUGAGCCCUGAAGUCAAGUCACUUCUGAGCAGCAGCCAAGAAUGCCUCAUCCAGCAGGCAGAGUUACGUGAAGUACUGGACAGUAUAGCACAACGCCGCAAAAAUAUUCUACAGAAGAGAAUGCAGGUUGCUGAGCUCUAUGAGCACGUCUGUGACUUGUGGCAUCAAAAGGAAAGGAGGGACUUUACCAGGCCCCUUAGGACGGACUCAGAAGAACUAGCAUCCUUGCGUCAACGCCUAAAAAUCAAAGAAGGCAGGGUUGAAAUUAUGGCGCACUUAUGCCAGGUGCUCUUCCCAGCCAUCUUCCCUCGUUGGGGCAUGAACCCGCGUAUAAUUGAGGUGUUGGAGGCUUGUGAACUUGUCUGCAGUGGGCAGAUGUCUACACUCGACCAGUGCAAGGCCAUUGUUGAUCGGCUACAUUAAAACUCAAACAGGCUUUUGUUUGAGUGUGGAGCACACAAAAACGUGUGUUCUAUUUGUUUGAAAUUUAUACAAAAAAAUCAAGGAUUUCUAGUAGUUAAGUGUCCUUUUUGUAGAAUAUUUGGCUCACUUGAUCAUACUAGGUUUUCUUAGCCAAUCAAAUUUUGUAUUGGGGAAUUUGGUCUGCAAUACAGAACCAAAUUGCAUGGCAUUAUACAGCAUGUUGAAUUUCUAUAUUUCUCCAUACACGUGUUUAUUAUGAUGCUCCUCUAGAUCGGCAAGGAAUUAUAUGGGCAUGGUUGUGAUGUUCAGCGUUGUUUAAUGAAUAAAUCACUGGGAAGGUAUGAAUAAAAACACUGUAUAGCCGACUCAAAAUCGAUCACGAAUACGUAAUGAUGGCUUUGAGUGUCUACCACAUACAUUCAGCAUUCGUCUAGUUGUUAUCGAAAGUAUCUUUAAUUCCACUCCAAAUGUGUGCUAUUAUAAAGGUUAUGACUAAAUAAAUUAGAAAUAUUUAUUUUUAAAAACAAUCUUUUUUUUAUUAACGCAUUGAAGUGAAAGAAGUGAGGGGAAAUAUGACGUCUAUAAAUCAAAUGUCUCUGUGUGAAGACUCGGAAUACUCUUACGUGUUGCUUACAGUUACUGUACGGUAUCGCAGUGGUUAGCGCCGCUGUGUGCGCAGUAAUAUCGCCACCGUGAUGAGAGCUUGCCGUGAGUUCAAGCCUUGGCAGCUCAGUUCAUUUCUCGGUGUCACUGGCGGGCUGUGUUCGCUAAGCAUAGCUUGGGUUGAUGUCCUUAAACGAACUCAAGGUACUUGUUACCUGGGGGAUCUAAAUCAUAAAGGUCAGGUAUUUCAAUCAUAACGUUAUUGUGUUCAACUGAGGAAUAUAUUCAUGAAUGACUUCGCUUUUUUGUUCAAAGUUCUUCUCGCAGUGAGGGUGGGAAUUUCUUGAAGUGGCCUUUCUCAAUGAGAUAAUCUAAAACAUCCUGAUGAUAAGUAGGGGGCGAAUAUGACCCGGUCUCUAGCAACUUUCUUAGUUUUUGAGCCUCUAGUUUUGCUCUGUGCCACUCUUCCAGCCAUGAACUGUACUCGUGAGACUUAACUUUGCUCGUCCUGUUGGUGCCAGCGCCACCUAAUGAUUGCAUGACAGUUACUGGAGCCUUGCAGUUGUAAUGUCGAACAUCUGCUGUCGUAGGCGAGUCAUCCUCGUUGAGUCGGUGCAGGGUGCGGCACACGCUACACUCAAAAUUUUCAAUAAAGUUAAUUUUAU